Messenger RNA from Galleria mellonella (greater wax moth), 7605 nucleotides. RefSeq names its product progestin and adipoQ receptor family member 4. Gene Ontology annotation, molecular function: signaling receptor activity. The record is from RefSeq and is a predicted model, not a curated record. The transcript has 6 exons. Lineage: Eukaryota; Metazoa; Arthropoda; Insecta; Lepidoptera; Pyralidae. Bases 297 to 1361 code for a protein of 354 amino acids. Gene Ontology annotation, cellular component: membrane.
CCAGUCGCGCGCUCUCGCGGCCCGCCGCCCAAGCCCUGUUCAGCCGCGCUCCGACGCCGCAUCGCUGGAGCGGGCCGCGCGGCGGUAUUCACACACACCAGCACCGACAACUCUAACAGAAAACCUGCUAACCGAACUGUCGCACUUGUACCGCUGCCCCAGUCAAUGCUGUAGCUGUGAUAUUUGUACAAAUCUGACCGAAGCCUGUCGGCCAUGCGGGCAAAGAACCCCCCAUCGGAGAGCACCGCGCCGCAGCCUCCCACUCUUACGUGCCGCGAAAUCGCUAGCACACUAUUAUGAGGGACGUUCAGAGCGUACCUGAUCCAUGUACAAAUAUGUUCGAUAUGUCAAUUCAAGAAGUGAACGGUAAAGGACCUAAAAAGAGGAAAAAGUCGUUAGAGCGUAUCUGUGAUAAUGAGGGACGGGAACGUUCCGAUUUAAAUGCGAGUGAGUCUGAAAUAAUCGAAGGGAAGAAUGGAGAAAUGGUCGAGAAGUCGGUGGGUGGGUGUAGCGGCGGUGGAAGCGGCGGUGGCGGCGGCAACGGCGUUGAGCUGCUGCACUGGCGCGACAUGCCGCAGCACUUACAGUUCAAUCCGUACGUGCUGACCGGCUACCGCCCGCUGCAGGGAUGGGGUGGAUGUGUCGCCAGCCUCUUUUACUUCCACAACGAGACCAUCAAUAUACUUACACAUGGUGUGUCUCUAGUGUACAUGAUGGCGGUACUACCAGGCCUGCUGCCGUGGGGCGGAGGAGGCUCCUGGUUCCUCUCGCUUUGCCACCUGCUGGGUGCACUGGCGCCUUGGUGUGGUUCCUUCCUUUACCACUUGUUCAUGAACCACGCGAGAGGUGCGGCGCUGUACCACCGUCUGCUACAGCUUGACAUGUUAGGCAUAUGGGUCAGCCAGAGCAUAGGCGCAAUCCCAAUGGUGACGGCUACCGUAUAUUGUGCGCCUACGCCGCUGAGGUACACCGCUCUAGCAGUUUACUGCCUCGGCAGCCUGAUCGGCCUAUAUAAGGCGAUGCGAGCAUGGUCACCCUGGGAGCGACGGCUGUGCUUCGCAGCGCCGUUCUGUAUGCGAGUGCUGCUAGCGGGCGCCCGCGCUGCCCGCCUCGGGGGCGGCGACCCGCAUGCAAUACUGCACGUCUUCCUCCAGGACGCGGUGUCGUUGGGCGGCGGAGUGAUCGGUGCGAUGCAUAUCCCGGAAAAGUGGUUCCCGGGAGCGGUGGACCGCUGCCUCAACUCACACAACAUCAUGCACGUGCUCGUUGUGCUCGCUGUCUACUCCAUGCAUCAGGUUACCACUCUGGACUUGGCGUGGAUGUCGCGCGUAGACUGUCGCGCGCCGCUGCGUCAGCUCUGACGGCGACCGGCCAUACUUCGGCGCAUCUUCACCACCGCCUGUACACCACCACUCAUUUGCACCACACGUCUGAUGCUCUAAAUUCUCUUCAAACCGUCUUUAGUUUAUUUCAACAUAAAAACUGCGAUGAGAUAUUCGAGAACUUACAGAGGUCUCGACGUAUUAACAGUUAAUGUAAAAUUAUCCAUUGUGCAUGCGCAAAACAAUUUACAUCCAUACAAUGAAGCAAAAUUUCAUUUUUAUUUUUUUUUUAUAUUAAAUUCAAUUUUAAAUUAGUAAUCCUUUAACCUAUAUUUUUAUUUUUAUUAUCUACAUUGGAUACUAGUAUGUUUUUGUUAUUUUACCAAAUAGAUUAAAUAAAAAAUCAAUUUAUUAAUCGACAAUCAGUAAAUGUCUGAACAAACUGGACUCCAUUGGAGGUAAAAUAUGGUAUACUCGGUGCGUUGUACGAUGCAAAUGACAGUUGAUAUUUUGGUAGUUUUGUACUUACAGAACUGUAUUGGUUAAGAUUUUUGGUGUCGACAUCUAUCCAAUAACCAUGAGUUUCUCAGUAUAUGCUUAGUUACGUUUUAGUAAUGGUGCAGAUGUCACUAAAAUCAACGAAAUGUUUUAUGGUUUUAAUGACCUGCCACUUGCACCAAGCUAUAACACACGGAGUAUAUAUAGGUAGUUGUUCUAAAAUGAGUUUUAAAUUGUUAUGUAUUUAAUGAAUGCUGCGGUUAAUAAAUUUAUCCAAAUUAAAGUAUUGAACAACCAAAUGAAUUGAUAUUUAUACACUUUUGACUCUCCAUAUUUUUUUUGCAAUAAAAAAAGGACUUACAGUAUUCGUAUCUAAGCUGCAGUGGAAUUUAGAAACAGAAAGUAAGAACCUACUAUUAUUAUUAUUAUUUUUAGUUUAAAGUUUAUAAAAGUUAUGCAAUAUGGUAUUUAAAAAUUUAAAUUAACAAUAAAUUGUUAUGCCUGAUCCUUUUGGUGAAAGUAUUUGACUUGAAUUUUUCCGGCGGUUCUGUGUUUAAAAUGAUCAUCUAUGUCAUCAAAACUUUUAUUUAAUAUAAUUUUAUUUAAUCGUGAAACUGCAUCGUGGCCGAAAAUCUCUCUGCUAUGAAGUAUUUCUACCUAUAUUCAAUUCACAAUACAUAUUUUUCGAUACCUCCACUAUUCUGUGGUUAUAUACGUCAACAAUUAUAUCUAUGUACGUAUAAAAACAUAUCUACAUGCAACCAUCUCUACUAGAAUGUUUUUUUUUCUCUAUAAUGUUUCUAUUAACAUUAUGGUGUGUAAUACAUUUAAAAAAUACUAGCUUAGGCUAAUAGGACUUGAUUUUUUUACAAUCCCACAGGCUAUUUACAAAGAAAAAUGCACAUAAAGAUAUACAUUGCUAAAUAAAUAAAAAAAUAGCUGAAAGAUAUCUUGCGUUUUUCUCAACUGACUUACAUCAAUUUAAAGUUAUGUUAAACACAAAAAAAUAAUUUGUUUUUUAAAAAUCUACGAAUAUAAUUCGAUUGAUCAAAAAUCACAGAUUUUUUGUACGAUUCGAGCUGUCAAAAUAAUUGCAUCCAAAAAUAAGUAACGUUUAUAAAGUUUCCUCGAUUAUGACUAAUAGGUUUUUUUUAUCAGCCCAUUGAAAAUACGUCUGGUAAACCGUGUCGGUUCUACAGUCUAUGCACGCAAUGACUAGUUUCAUGUGUUGAUUUUGCACGAUUUUUGUAGUGCAAGACAUGAUUACAUUUGUUAUAUUUAUUAUAUAGGUAAUAAUGGAAAACGGCUGAGUUGAAUACAGUGUAGUGGAAAUAUUAGUGAUUAGGUUAUAGCUUUAAGAUGUACCAGUGCGCGACGAUGCACUUAAGUACUCUAAAACAUUAAUUAUAUUACUAGAAAAUUUAUAGAGUUCUUUAUAAAUAUUACGCGCCUGUCAUGGCAAUGGCAGUUUUAAAAGAAAAUAAUGUUUCGGACAAAAAAAUAUCAAAUAAUAAUUAUUGUUAUUUUAUUAAACUAUCGAUGACUGAACGAUCAAUUGAUUGCAGCAGACAAGUCGAUUCUUGAGGAUUUAGUCAAAUCUCAAAAAGAAAUUUAUUAAAUACGUACUAUAAAAUUCAAGUUAACUACGAAUCCGUUCAAAAAGAAUAACAGCGGUUUGUAGACAUUCCAUUUAGCGGUUAUCGUUAGUUGACAAUAUAACGGCCUAUAAACUUAGUAUAGCUACAUAAUUAAAUAAUAAAAUAAUUUGUGCCCCCCCCCCCUCCCCCAUUCUAUAUUAAUCCAAAUAAACAUUUUUAUUAUUUUAUUAUAUUCUCAUUUUCAUGCAUAUUCAAAUUAUGAUGAUAUUCGUUAAUUUCCCUAAAAAACAAACAUCUUAUGUAUGUAUUUUUAAACAUCAUCAAACAUGUCACGUCAUAAAUGCCAGGUCCAUAGACAAAGUUGAAUGUUUAAUUUCAUAAUAUUUGGAUGAACCUUUAAUCGAAAUAUGACAUUCCAGAGUGAAAUCUUUACAUUAGUGAGACUGAUUUUUUUUUAUAUAAAUAUGUAAUAAAUAUUAUUUAGAAAAAAAUAUCGUUUAAACCCAACCAACUCCGCAUAGAAUCUUUCUAAAUAAAAAUUAAUUAUGUACUUAUUUAUUAAUAAUUUUUUUAUUAAUUUUGCUAUGGGCCUGGUGAAUGCAGCUAUUUUUUUUAUAUUUUAACAAUAACUAGGUUGUCAACUAAUACUUAGAUAGCGUUCUCUUUUUAAUAGUAAGUACUCGUGGUAAUAAAUAGUGAUAAGUUUUCGAGUACAAUUAAAAUAUUAUUUGAAUGCAAUGAAUCCUUUUUAGAGUUCUCUGUAGAUAGGUAUGUAAUUAAGUGUAGUUUCCAAAUAAAAAUAAUACUGUUUAAAACUGUCCCUUUUAGCGUUAAGAUAACAUGGCAAGCUUUAAAUUAAAGGAGAAACAAUUUUGUUUGCUGCUUCAUAUGAUGGUGCAUUUUGGAUAAUUAUUAUAAAUAAUUAUUUCCAAAAGUUAUGGCAUGCGUACGCUAGAUUUACUUAUAUCUAUUUAUGAGUAUAUCUAAUUCAGUAUUGUAAUUAUCACCAACUCAUGAACGACUAACGUUGUGUUUACUAUUACCGAUGGGAAUGUAAGAAUGUAUAAUUUAUCUAUUUUAUAAAUAUGAAUUUUAAUAUCCAAAAAGAUGUAAAUGAAAAUUAAAUAUUUGUAUUUUAUUCAAGUAUCUAGUCCAUUUAGGUACUAGGUAUUAUAAUAUUUAUGACAAAAAAAAAAUUUUAAAUCAUUUCAAAAAGAAAAAGUAUUUUAUAUAUUAUUGUCCCAAUUGUAAACAGAUUUUAUUUUUUUCAAUCGACUGAGUUUAAUUAUAUAUUAAUUAUUACCAUCAAUGUUGUUCUUUCAUGCAGAAAAUUAAUAUAUAAAUAACUGUUUCCUUAUUUUUAUUACGAUAAACGCAUUUUGUUCUUAAGUUUAUCAGAAUAUGUAUUAUAUAUGCAAUAUAUAGGAAUAUUAAAAAUAUUGUAACUUUUUUUAUAAUAUUUGUCGAUAACUUUGCUAUUUUUUUUUAAUAUCUACUCUUAUUUACAAACAAAUAUGAGUUAAUAUUUAUUUGUCUGGUGUAUUUGAAAUUGUGUAAGCAAACGAGAUGCGUAAAUAAUUGUUUUCAAAUAACAUAAAAAUCGUUGUUGGUUGAUAUUAUAUACUGAUAUAGGAAUUGAAGAAUGCAUCACUACUACACUUUGUGUGAUAGGUACGAUAAUCUAAAACGAUAAAGAAUGUGCGGGAUCCAUCUUAUCUAAUUUUAAUACAACUACUUAUUUAAAUUUGACACUUUACAAUUUGUCAUACUGCAUAUGUUACUGAAUGAUAUCCAUAUUACAUUAGGUCUUAAAAACUGCACAGAGAUUAAUUUACUAAACAUUAAAAAAAUAAACACGACUUCGCUAAAUUUAUCUAUUUUUUUUUUUUGGUAUUUAUUAUAUUUAAUUAUAAGUGAACAAUAACUGAGUAUGUACUACUAACUAAAGUUUCGGACAUUUUCCAUUGCAUUUGUGUCACAAUAUGAGCGAAAAUUACAAAUGUACGUACGUACAGAAUUAAGUAUUCGAUACAACUUAUUUCUGCUACCAAUCGUUGGUAUAUAUUUUUAUAUUCUCAAUGUUGUGUGCUUCACAGCUUUAACUAUAAAGAGGCAUUGCAAUUCCCACGUUGAAUUUGUAAUUAAUACUCUUCGAAAACUUCCCUUUAGUAUUAUUCGAGGAUAAAGCUAACCGUAGUGACAGUAGUUAGGUAGAUUACAAGCAAUAAAUAGUCAACAAUUGUUCGGAAAUUUGACAAAAGUAGUCGCUCUCAGUCUUAUAACCAUGGAUUUUACACAAGUAAAUUGUUGAAUUUUAUAACACAUCUUUUUUGAUGGCCACCAUCUACUUUUGUCAAAGUUCUAUUGUUUUAAAUAAUGAUUUGUUGUAAAUGAAGUAGUAUUAUAGAUAAAACGAAGUGUACUUGAGGUUUUUUACUAUUUGCGAUUGUCGGAAAGUGUCUUCGUAUCUCCGUACGCUGUGAGCCGACCUCCACAUGUAUAAUGCUCGCUAACAUCAAAACAAUAUAACUAUUUGCCAAUUUUAAUUUAUAUUUUUCGAAAAUCAUAUUUUCACCAGCAUACGAGUGUUUACAGUCAACAACAACUUUAUUUACACUAACGUAAUAUCUAUGAAAACUUUAUUGAUAGCUAAAUUAGGCAUCUAUAUAUUUCGAAGUAAAUCUGAAAUGUACAUACGUUAUUUUUAUCAUAGCUGUCAGCUUAGUUUAUGCAUAAAAUAAUAUUUUAUAUACUUCAUAUAGUUUGAGACGGUUUACUUGCCUAAAUAUUCACUGUUUACAGUAAUUUUUAUAUAAGUAUAUAUACAUUAUAGGGUCAGGGAGGUUCAUUGUGGUGAGAUAAAGUUAGUUCCAAUUGGUUACAGUUAACAAACCGAAUAGGUAUAAUCGAAUAGGUAGCUAUGUACCUACAAGUGAAAGAUUAAACGCUUCCAAAAUUAAAAAGUAGGUACUUAUGAUAUUUUUAACAUUAUUAGCACUACUUAAUUCUACCACUUGAUUUUCUUUUAAAUACUAAUAAAUAUAAUGUAAGUUUAAUACUUAUUUCGUACUCAUGUUUAAAUGUUUCUUUUUCUUAAUACAAACUUGUGAAAGAGGUGAUAUAAAAACAAAUAUACUUAAUCAGUUUCUUGUAAUUAAAAUUAAGCUACUACCUUGGACAUUUAUCGAAAAAUUAAAGAUAUGUUAGGUAUUAUUUUAUGAGUAUAACAUACAUCAUGCUAUUUUGUAACUGUAGGAUUAUUAUUAGAUACAUACCUAGCGUAAGAGUCACAGAUCUAGUUAAUUUCAGAACAAAUUUAAUUUUUCCCACUCAUGAUUUUUUUACAAUAUUUUAUACAUACAUGUACGUACAAUGUAUCGUCAUACAAUAUUUUUUAAACAUAAUUUCCUAUACAAGAUCAAUAGAUAUCCAUUUUAAUUAGUAAAUAUUAUAUGGAGUUUAUGUUACGCCAUUUAUUCAGUAUUACGUUAAGCGGUGGAUUUUCCAUAAUAUUUACAAGUAAAUCACUGAUAAAGAAACCUUGAAUCGCAUACAGUAAGUAUAAUUAUAGUUUAGUACUAUACAGCGUUUAAUUUUAUAAGUUAACAAUAGAUUUUAGCUAUAGAAAACUUGAAGACGCCCACUCAAAAAACCAAAUGUACCUACCCAAUCGUAUCAUCAUGAUAUUAAUAAUAAUUAAUAACAACAAAGACAAAUUAAAAACCAAUGCACCAAUUAAUACAAUAUAAAUAAUGUUGUAUAAAUUUAUUAAUGCGAAUUAAGAAUUAUACAUUUUGUGGAAUUUAUGUACAAACUGCCAAUGAAGCUGAUUAUUAUAUUUUUCGACAUAGUCUAUUGCGAAAAUAAUUUCAUUUGAAAUAAUCGUGACUAUUUAAUUUUUUGCAAACCAUCUAACAGAAACAAAAAUAGGACUACUUCUUAAAAAUGCUCGAUCUAUGUUCAAGUUUUUAUUGUAAGUAUGUAAUUAUAUACGAAUAUUAUGAACACAUAUUGUAAUGCAAUUCGUUGUAGUGAUAUUUGAAAGCAAUAUAACAGUAUUUAAUACAAUUGUUUGGAAGGUUUCUUUGUGGGAAUCUCAUCAGUUGCACUUAUUAAUAGACGAUCCUUGAUCAAAAUUCUCAAUCUGUAGACGUUGAAGAGAGUAUUAAAGAUUAAUUUGAAUUCAA